Molecule: messenger RNA, 3090 nt
Organism: Maudiozyma barnettii
Lineage: Eukaryota; Fungi; Ascomycota; Saccharomycetes; Saccharomycetales; Saccharomycetaceae
Gene: RTT10
Product: Rtt10p
Exons: 1
Coding region: 1-3090 (1029 amino acids)
Biological process (GO): tRNA methylation
Cellular component (GO): cytoplasm
Molecular function (GO): protein binding
Source: RefSeq, a predicted model, not a curated record
AUGGCUGAAAAGUUGCAAGAUUUGUCCCAUUAUGGACCAUCAUUAUGUGUGAAAUUUAACAAGACAUACACUGAAUACCUCUUCGUUGCUGUUGGUCCGUUCGUCCAAAUAUAUAAAUAUGGUACUCGUGAACUAAUAAAUAGAUUACGUAUUUUCAAGGCAAACAAAGUUCAUGGUUUCAACUUCUCAAGUGAUGGGAAGAACUGUGUCCUCUUUGGAUCAAAAUCAAUUUUGUUAUGUUCCAUUGAUGAGCUAUUAAGUUCCAGUGAUGUUAGCUCAAUGGAAAAGAUGUACACAGAAUGGAUAGUUGAUUCAACAUUCAGCUAUGACAGUACUCAAUUAUACGUUCUUACAUGUUAUAAUUUAGUUCUUGUGACCGAUUUACAAGGAAACAUCAUCAUGAGGAAGAAUCUAUUGAACGAAAGAUCCAUUUUAUAUUCAGGUACCAUUAAAGUAUUGUCUGAUGAAAGAGUAGUUAUAAACGCAGGUACAGUUCUUGGGGGUAUUCUAAUUUGGGAUCUGUACAAAGAGGAAAAGAUUCACAACCUGACUGGACAUGACGGUUCUAUCUUUUAUGUUGUAGUUAGUGAUAAAGGUCAUUAUGUUGUAAGUUGUUCAGAUGAUAGAUCUAUUAGGCUGUGGGAUUUAGUAAGUGGUAAAGAACUAUCGGUUGGAUGGGGACACACUGCGAGAAUUUGGAAUUUAAAAUUUUUUAAUAACGAUACUCAAUUGAUUAGUGUCUCUGAAGAUUGUACCUGCCGUGUUUGGAAUAUCAUUAAGACAGAUGAAAAGAUCGAGUUAGUUAUGACUAAUAUUUAUGAAACCCAUCUUAUAAAGAAUGUAUGGGGUGUUGAUGUUCAAGAAGACAAGAGUAUUGCAGCUACAUCUGGUAACGAUGGCCGUAUCAAAUUAAUUGAUUUGAAACAAUCUACAAGAUUUGGUGAUAGUGAACGUUGUUUCAACAUUACAUCACUACCAAUUAAAGGUGAUUUUAACGUUCAGAAGGGAGAAAUAUUCAAGGGGUUCCACUGGUUUGACUUUGGUCUAGUUGCCAUCACAUCUUUAGGUAACGUGUUGAAAUAUUCUGAAAGUGAGAUGACUUGGGAAUUAGUAACAUCUGACGAAAGAUUAGCUUCUUAUUCUACAACAAAUGGCAUUACAGAUGCUACUCAUGAAAAUAAUGUUAUUGUCUUUUCAAAUAACAAAUGCGAUUUAUUGAUGUUGAAUUUUUCUCAGAAUGGACAAACUGUCAAUUGUGAAAGUUCGUUACAUAUCGAAUCAUUAUCAAAGACGUGUAACUCUAUGGUCAUUCCAUAUGGGUUACAAUAUUGCUUAGUAGCAGUCGAGUCACCUAAUCCUCGUGACAAAUUCGUUGUGCUACAAGUUGAUAUUUUAACAUUGAAAGUCACAAAGAGAUUUAAUUUCUCAAAACCAGAUAACUUUGUGUCGUCAUGUCUUGAAGUCUUUGAGAACCUUUUGUUAAUUGGAUCAAGAUUCAGCACCGUGGCUAUAUUUAACCUUGAAGAUGAUUCUCAGAAACCAUAUCUUAUUAGGAAAAUAACUCCCGGUGACACCACUACAUCGAUUAAAUAUAUCGAAACAGCCAAUGGACAAGCAUUAUUUUCCGUGACCAAUAGAGAUGGAUUUUACAAUUUUAUUACAGUCAAUAUUAAUUCAUUUAAACAAUUAGCCAAUGAUUACAACGAUGCGGUAUGUUUACAUAAAAUUAUUCAUUCCAAUAAAGUCAUAAAGGGGUUCCUAGAGGGGGCCUUCUAUAAUUAUAAAGGCGAGUACAUCACAUAUGGAUUCAAAUCGAGCUUGUUUUACAUGUUUAAUGAAAAAAAUGGGUACGAAAUUACCAGCCAGGUAUGUGGUGGAGCUCAUAGACAAUGGAAAUUAUGUUCUUUGAAACAAGAUACUGGCUUUAUGCUUGUAUAUAUUAAAGCUUCUGAGUUAUUCUUAAGGAAAAUAUACGCUUCAGAUAUUCCAGAGACACUAGAAAAUGGUAUCCAUGGCAGGGAAAUAAGAGACAUUAGUAUCUUACCUUCGAGAAUUACAGAUAAGUAUGAACCUCAGGAUGGAUAUUUGUUUGUCAGUGGAUCAGAGGAUACUACUGUCAAGUUAUGCAAAUAUAAUCCGAAGGAUGGUGUCGUUGUUAGUUAUUGGACCGAAAGAAAACACGUAUCGGGUUUACAACGGUUAAGUUUCAUCAAUGAUAAAUUGAUGGUAUCAUGUUCAGCAAGAGAAGAAUUAUUCUUGUGGGAAUUGAAUACAGAAUUCAAAUCUAACCCAUAUAUGACUAUACGACAAUCAUUACCUACAUUGACUACACAUCCCGAUCUAAGAAUCAUGGACUUUGAUGUAGUAUUUGAUGGGUCAAGUAGCAAUUUUAUAAUCGCUACUGUCUAUUCCGAUUCUUCGAUUAAAGUGUGGUACUACGAUUAUGAAAUUAAUCAAUAUGAAAAGAUUUGGGAAAAUAGAUAUCAAACGUGUUGUAUAUUAAAUACAUCAUUUGUUCAGCUCGGAAAACAAUUAUAUCUGUUGAUUGCUUCCACUGAUGGAUUUUUAUCUCUUUAUGAUCUUACUUCAGAAUUACUAUUUAUAAAGAACAUUAACAAUGGUAUUGAAUUGAACAGAGAAGAACUAGAAUUGGUAAAAUCCGAGAGCAAACCACAAUUAUCGUUACAUGUCCACAAAUCUGGGAUCAAGACCAUGGAUAUGAAAGUUACUAAAGAUAACAUCUUACAAGUAUUUACAGGUGGCGAUGAUAAUGCUAUUGGAAUAAGUAUCAUAGAACAAAAUAGUGACAAUAGUCGAAUUCUUACUGGCAAAGUAACAUCCUUUAUCGAGGAUGCUGCAUCCUCUACAGUGACAUCAUGUCAAUUAUUUAAUAAUGGCACCAACUUAAUUACCACUUCGGUAGAUCAGCGAGUACGUAUAUGGAAUAUUUCUUCUGAUAAUAAACUAAAUUUGAAGGAUACCAAGUAUACAACCAUUGCCGAUACAGGGUCCUGCAAUGUAGUGACAGAUAAUGACAACACGCAAUCCAUAUUACUAGGAGGUGUUGGCCUAUCUGUAUGGAAAUAUUAA